Molecule: messenger RNA, 2046 nt
Organism: Klebsormidium nitens
Lineage: Eukaryota; Viridiplantae; Streptophyta; Klebsormidiophyceae; Klebsormidiales; Klebsormidiaceae
Source: the annotation of a GenBank genome assembly
GCGACAAGAGCAUGCAACCGUUUGUAGAAAUUUGAACUCCAUGUUCAGUUUCUAGGGUUCUCUCACUUCCAGCUCGCGGGCUCCCUUUCAGCUUCUCGACAAUAAAAGCUCUUGCCUAGAAUUUAGAAACAUUGCGGCAUGAAAUGAGCUCAGAAGAACGGUGAGAGCGGCCGAGCUCUUCUCAACCCCAAUCCUUGCAGCCGGCUGUUGGUCUUUGAAACUCGUGUUGCUAUUGUCCAGCAGGACUACCAUCGAACGGUUGGAGACCUGAUCCUGGAGGGCAGAUGCGCAGUGUUGCAGAGUUGGUCACCCAUCUAAUCAGAGCAGCAUCUUUGACUCCACACGUAUUGCAGCUUGGCAGAAUGAAGGAGAGCGCUGAGCCAGGCAUGGGUGAGGACCCUGCUCUGGAGCGAUCCUUCCGGGGCCACAAGGAUGCCGUCACCUCCGUCGUCUUCAACCCCAACAUGAAACAGGUCGUCUCAUCUUCACUGGAUGGUGUGGUGAUGGUUUGGAACUUCAAACCGCAGCUGCGGGCCUUCAAGUUUGUGGGCCACAAGGCAUCUGUCUUUGCAGUAGCCUUCUCUCCGGUGGGGGACAUCAUUGCGUCAGGGUCCAAGGACAAGACCAUCAGGCUCUGGGUGCCCACUGUAGAGGGCCGGUCUACGAUCCUGUCGGCUCACACAGCCCCUGUGCGAAGUGUCGCCUUCUCGCAGAAUGGACAGUUCCUAAUAAGUGGCUCAGAUGAUAAGGCCGUCAAGGUCUGGUCAAUGCAAAGCCGGAAGUUCCAGUUCACGUUAUCUGGGCAUAGCAACUGGAUCCGGUCUGCGCAGUUCAGCCCAGAUGGCAGGCUUGCCGUCUCUGGUGGAGACGACAAGACAUCAAAAGUCUGGGAUCUAGAGAGACGUACAUGUCUGCAGACAUAUGACGACCACACAGGGAAUGUGAAUAGCGUCCAGUUCCACCCCGACGGCAAUUGCAUGGUCUCCUGCUCCUCCGACAAGUCCAUCAAGGUGUUCGACGUGCGCACACGGUCCCUGGUGCAGCACUAUGGGGCGCAUACCGGUCCCGUCCAGUCCGUUGACUUCCACCCCUCCGGCAACUUCCUCAUCUCCUCCAGCCAGGACAGCACUCUCAAGGUGUGGGACCUGCGGGAGGGCCACCUGUUCUACACGCUGCACGGCCACGAGGGCCCCUCCACGUGCGCAAACUUCUCGCCAGCGGGCGACUUCUUUGCGUCGGGCGGAGCGGACGAGCAGGUCAUGGUCUGGCGCACCAACUUCGACAGGGCCGUCGAGGGGUACGUACUGGCUGCCACCACCAAGGAGAACGUGCCACCCGCCGCCAGAGACGCUCCUGCGGCCAGCAAGAAGGCUGGCGGUGUGGCGCGGCCGGCUGGGAAAGACGGUCCGGCCCUGCCAACUCCGCGACAGCGUGAAGCAGCGCAGGGACCUGUUGGAAACGAAGCAGGGCCAACAAGAAGGGAGCCUAGGCCAUCAGCGGGGCCAAGUCAAAGAGAGCAGCCGGAGACGCAGGAGGAGACAGCAGUUCCUGCUGCAGAGAGGGCGGCGGAGGCACGCGCGCGCGAGGCACUCCAGGCGACCGCCCCGGCCGCGGCCACGGAGUACGAGGCGCUGGCGUCUACCCUCCAACACAUUGUGGGCCAGCUGGACGUGCUGACGCAGACCAUGGCCAUGUUUGAGGAGCGCUUGACCAUGAACGAGGACAAGGUGAUGCGUCUUGAAAGAAGUCGAAUAACAUCCGACACCGGCACCAAUGGUGACAGAGCAAAGCCUGCAUCUUUGUAGAUCUGGUUGGCAUGACCCGGAAGGUAUAGCAGGUACGAAGUCGGGUUUCCUCGCUCUUGUAUUCCGUCAAAAUGCACUAUUAUGUUAUAUUUGCGGUCAGCUCGCAAGCUGUUUGGGCCGGAGUGCCAACCAGUUGAUCCGUUCGAAGUCAUCCACAAAUCCUGUCAGAAGCUACGCGUGAAUUUCCAUAGCUGACCAAAGCAGAGCUCGCGAGAACUGUGUCACUGGUGCAUCUCAUGGC